UUGAAGGUGAAGGUACGAACAGGCUGGGAUGAGGUCGAUGCCAGCAACCAAACUCGGCGAGUAUCGGAUGGUGUUGAAAUUAUUGAAUUCCCUAAGGUACUGUUGAAAACAAUUCGUGAUUCUAAGAAUCAGCCAGUAAAUUGGGAUGGCGAAGAGAUAACUCCGUUGCCAUACAAUAUGUUAACACAGCAAAGCCUGGGCGAUAAAUCAAUUGCGGAUGUUGUGGAAGCACUAAUUGGUGUACAUUUGUUGGAAUUGGGACCGGCCGCAACACUGAAGUUUAUGAAGUGGCUUGGCCUAAAAGUGCUCACAGAACCGGUUCAAAUACAACCAGCGCUUUUGAGAAUUAUUGAUACGAUAAGGCGUCAUUUGCUGCCUUUCGAAUUCAAGAAUAUAUUCUACAUUAUCAAUAUAUUCUACAAUGUAAAACCUGAUCUAUCGAAGCAGAAACUGAAUGAGUUUUGGGUGCAGUUUCAAUUCGCAAAACUUGAAGAUCGGCUGGGUUAUCAUUUCGCUGAUCGCGCAUAUUUGCUGCAAGCAUUCACGCACGCAUCCUAUUACAAGAACAGAAUUACCGGCUGCUAUCAGAUGUGA
Messenger RNA from Gongylonema pulchrum, 594 nucleotides. The record is from the annotation of a GenBank genome assembly. Lineage: Eukaryota; Metazoa; Nematoda; Chromadorea; Rhabditida; Gongylonematidae.